AACCCGAGCUCGCUGUGCUGUGCUGCGCUGGGGCGGACGGGGCCCCAAAACGGGGCGGGGAGAGAGGCCGAGCCGGAGCCCAGGCUGCCGAGAAAGAAAGGAAAGAAAGAAAGAAAGGGAAGAAGGAGAGCAGGCAGGCAGGCAGGCAGGCAGGCGUGCGGGAGAGAAGGAGGGGAAGCCACCCCCGAAUCCCACCCCAAACCCCAGCCCUCCCUGCAUUCCUCUUCCCUGCCCACUUUCCCUCUUGGGAAGCCGGUCUGCGGCGUGCUUGUGCUCCUGCCGAGCCUCCAACUGAGAGAGCCUGAGGAGGAGGAAGAAGAGGAGGAGGAAGGGAAGAAGCCUUGGCUGCCGCUUCUACCCAACCCCGAAGAGGGGAGGAGGGUCUGCUUGCUAUGGAGGUCUCCGGGGAGGCCGAAUAGCUACGAGGAAGAGAUGGUGCUUCUACGUCCCCGUUGCUCCGCUUAGCCCCUUUGCUGGGGCUGCCAAGAGAAGACCCUCCUUUCCCUCGCCGGGACCGACUCUAGCAACUCUCAACAGCGGAUAACAUGCACGUAUCACUAGCUGAAGCCCUAGAGGUUCGUGGCGGACCGUUGCAAGAGGAGGAGAUAUGGGCUGUAUUGAAUCAGAGUGCUGAAAGCCUUCAGGAGUUGUUCCGAAAAGCUGAUCCAACUGCCCUGGGGUUCAUCAUUUCUCCGUGGUCUCUUCUGCUGCUUCCAUCAGGCAGUGUAUCGUUUACAGAUGAAAAUGUUUCCAACCAAGACCUGCGAGCUUUCACAGCGCCAGAGGUGCUCCAAAACCAAUCACUGUCAUCUCUUUCGGAUGUUGAAAAGAUCCACAUUUAUUCCCUUGGAAUGACGCUAUAUUGGGGAGCUGACUAUGAUGUUCCUCAAAGCCAACCCAUCAGACUUGGGGAUCAUUUAAACAGCAUACUGCUUGGAAUGUGUGAAGACAUUGUUUAUGCUCGUGUGUCCGUGCGGACGGUUCUGGAUGCCUGCAGCGCUCAUGUACGAAACAGUAACUGUGCACCCUCCUUCUCGUAUGUGAAACAGUUGGUGAAACUCGUUCUGGGGAAUGUCUCUGGGGUAGAUCAACUUUCCUGCAUCGGGGAUAGAAGCCUUCAGACUGACAGGAGCCAGGCCAUUCGGGAGAGGCUGAGAGGGAAAGGGCUUCCCACAGGGAGAACUUUAAUGGCUGAUGCCCGAGAUGGUCACAAGGACCCAGUCUCUCAACUGGCCAUGCUCAACAAAGGGCUUAGUAAAUCGAUGGGAUUCUUGUCUGUUAGAGGUUCACAAUGUGAAGAAGAAUUCUACCAGGGCAUUUCUUCUAAUUACAACUCCGGCCAUGAAGAUGACACAAAUACUUGCUGCUCAUACCGGUGUAGAGCUGAUGACUUGGAAAGGAAAGCUGAUGUUGGCCCCAAGCGGAAGGUCUGGGCCUCCUCUUCAGAUCUGCUCUCCACAGCCAACAAAGUCACAGAGACAGACUGUCCUGGGGAUUCCUGCAAGCACUAUCAUCAUGCAGGGACGGUUUCAGUACGGACUUCAGCAACUGCUAGAAACAAGGAGGGCAGAUACUCAGAUGGGAGCAUAGCCCUUGAUAUAUUUGGCCCUCAAAAGCUAGAUCAGAUGCGCCAUGGACCAGAGGCCUCUGUGGCUGCAGCUUUGUCAAAUGCUUUCGACAGGAUCAAAGAGCGGCAGAGGAAGCUGCAGUUGCUGAGGGAAGCCAUGAAUGCAGAAGAGCAUGUUCGCAGAUAUAAAUCUUACCACAGUGACAUGUACAGUACAGACAGUGAAAGUCCAUCUUUUAUGUCUUCUGAGGCUGAUUUCCGGCAAGGGAGGAGAUUUGAAGCACUGAGGGAUGACUCCAGCAGUCGUCUCCAAGCAGCAGAUGAUGCCUCUCCUUUAGGUCGACUUCAGGGACAAAGAUCAAGGCAAUAUGAAGCCCCACUGGAAGGCAACCACUUAAGCCAAGAAGUGAUGCUGAAGCGCCAGGAAGAGGAGAUGAUGCAGCUGCAGGCUAAAAUGGCCCUCCGGCAGUCUCGACUAAGCCUCUAUCCGGGAGAAACACUGAGGCCAUCAGUACUCGAUAGGACAAGGGAUCCUCUCAGAGAAAUCGCAUUGGAAACAGCCAUGACCCAAAGGAAACUAAGGCACUGUAAUUCUGAUACGGAAUUCUGUGAUUUGCAGAAUUUCUUUGGCCCUGAAUUUGUGAAAACAACCAUUGAGCCAUUUACUUCCUUGGACCUGCCAAAGUCAAUUUUGAACAAGAAAGGAAAGAACGAAGACACUCGCCGGAAAGUGAAUGUCAUGUUUUUAAGUGGGCAGAGGCUAGAACUCACCUGUGAUACCAAGACUGUGUGCAAAGAUGUGUUUGAUAUGGUAGUGGCCCAUAUUGGCUUAGUGGAGCAUCACUUGUUUGGUUUGGCCACUUUUAAAGACAAUGAAUUUUUCUUCAUUGAUCCGGAGCUGAAAUUGACUAAAGUAGCUCCUGAGGGAUGGAAAGAAGAACCAAAGAAAAAGAGCAAAAACGCAAUAAAUUUCACCUUGUUCUUCCGCAUUAAGUUCUUUGUGGAUGAUAUUAGCUUGAUACAGCAUACUCUGACAUGUCAUCAGUAUUACCUGCAGUUAAGGAAAGAUCUCUUGGAGGAGAAGAUUCAUUGUGAUGAUGAAACAGCCUUAUUGCUUGCCUCUCUGGCCCUGCAAGCAGAAUAUGGCGAUUACCAGCCUGAAGUGCAUGGCCUGUCUUAUUUCAGAAUGGAACACUAUUUGCCAGCAAGAGUGAUAGAAAAUGUGGACCUAUCUAAUGUCAAAGAAGAGUUGCCAAAACUUCAUAGCACUUAUGCUGGAGCUUCUGAAAAAGAGGCUGAAUUGGAAUUUCUUAAGAUUUGCCAGAGACUGACAGAAUAUGGCGUUCAUUUUCAUCGUGUGUUGCCAGAAAAAAAAUCUCAGACGGGAAUUCUCCUGGGCAUUUGCCCCAAAGGAGUCCUCAUUUUUGAGGUUCAGAAUGGAACCCGUACACCUGUCCUGCGUUUCCCAUGGAGAGAAACAAAGAAAAUAUCUUUUAGUAAGCGGAAGAUAACUCUGCAGAACACAUCUGAUGGUAUAAAACACGCAUUCCAAACAGACACAAGCAAGACCUGUCAGUACUUGCUACAGCUCUGCUCUUCACAACAUAAAUUCCAGCUCCAGAUGAGAGCCAGGCAAAGUAACCAGGAUGCUCAGGAAAUUGAGAGAGCAUCGUUCAGGAGCCUGAACCUCCACACGGAUUCUGUUAAGGGGUUUAACAUGGGCCGUGCCAUCAGCACAGGCAGUCUCGCCAGCAGCACAUUGAACAGACUAGCAGUGCGGCCGCUGUCGGUGCAAGCUGAGAUCCUCAAGAGACUCUCCUACUCUGAACUGUCCCUCCUUCAGCCUGGCCAAGGAUGUCCCAGAGACCAAAGCGAGAAGUCACCAUGGGAGGAAAAACCCAAAAUAAUGAGCAAAUCCUUCCAUGACCUGACACAAACUCAGGUGUCGGCCAGCCCGUUUCGGAAGAACAUUGCCAGCCCCAGAGAUUCCACUUCGCGGAGAGUGGAGGAACUGAUGGGGAAGAUCUUCCAACAGGUGCCAAAAUCGGAUACAGAAUCAGUGACUGGGGGAGCAAAGCUUAACAAUUCAUACUGUCAUGCAGGUUUAAGUGCCAGCCUAGAAAGGAGGAAAAAUGAAUCAGACUCUUCAUCUGCUGAAGAUACUGGCCAAGUCUAUGUUGUAGAUACUCCACAAAUAAAACAGAAUGCAAUGUUGUUGCCAGAAAGAGAAAUCAACUUAGUAAACUUGAAAAAAGAUGAAAAAUAUGGUUUAGGAUUUCAAAUCACUGGUGGGGAGAAGACUGGAAAACUGGAUCUUGGCAUUUUUAUUCAUUCCAUAACACCUGGAGGACCCGCUGAUUUGGAGGGUUCGUUAAAACCAGGAGAUCGCCUGAUAUCAGUGAACAAUGUAAGCUUGGAAGGGGUGAGCCAUCACACAGCGUUAGAAAUUAUGGAACAUGCUCCAGAAGAUGUGACUCUUGUCAUUUCACAACCUAAGGAAGGACUUACCAAAGUGUCACCAAAUCUCCUAAAUGGCAUGAAAGGGUAUUUAAAGAGGCCUUCGCUCAUACCAGACCAUGAGACAGAGUCAUCUUCAGAGGAGCACAACCAGCUACUUAGCCAUCAAAAGUCUACUUCUGGGAAUGUAUCUGGCCUCUGCUCAAGCAAAUGGGAUGGCAGUCUGAGUUCCCAGGACUCCAGGACUGAAAGUGCCAGCCUGUCCCAGAGCCAAACCAAUGGUGGAUUUCUUGGCAACCAUAUCAAUGUUCAAGCCCAGCAGGAGUUUCAGCAUUGCAACAAUUCUCAGCUUUCCCUUCUCAAAUGCAAGGAGAGAAAUGGCUCCUCUUUGGAGGUGAAUUUGAUAAAGGCAAAAAAAAAUGGGAUACAGGAAACCACCGAGUAUUCUGACCGAGGGGAUUCAGACAUGGACGAAGCCACAUACUCCGGCAGCCAGGAGCAAGCAGCAGCCGCCGCCAAAAAGGAGCCUUCCUUCCUGAAUUUGGCCAACUCAAUGCAUUCUAAAAAGUUUUCUACACCUCCUCUUAAACCCGGAGAUAUCUUUGAAGUCGAACUGGUCAAAAAUGAUAACGGCUUGGGAAUAAGUGUCACGGUACUGUUUGACAAGGGUGGUGUGAACACCAACGUGAGACAUGGAGGUCUUUAUGUCAAGGCUAUUAUUCCAAAAGGAGCUGCUGAAGCUGAUGGCAGAAUUCAAAAAGGUGACCGUGUACUCUCUGUCAAUGGGAUUACUUUGGAAGGUGCCACCCAUAAAGAGGCUGUGGAAAUCCUGAGGAACACUGGCCAGGAAGUUCAUUUGGUGUUAGAAAAGGGGCAGCACGCGGCAGCCAGAGUCCAUGUUCCAGUUACACCUCAGUGCACACCUCUGAACCCAACCAUCCAUGGAGGAACCCCAGAGAGACCUGUCAAGAAGACGUUAAGUGCCAGAGAGUACAGCUUUGUCACAGUUGAUAACACAUUUGAGGUGAAGCUGGUGAAGAACAGUUCAGGUCUGGGUUUCAGUUUCUGCCGUGAAGACAGUGUUUCUCCAGAACAGCCAGGUUCUAGCAUAGUCAGAGUCAAAAAGCUCUUCCCAGGGCAACCUGCUGCAGAAAGCGGACAGAUCGAGGUUGGAGAUGUCAUCCUGAAAGUCAAUGGCUCUUCUUUAAAAGGACUAUCUCAGCAGGAAGUCAUCUCGGCUCUCAGGGGAACAUCUCCAGAAGUCACUCUUCUCCUCUGUAGACCACUCCCGGGAAUAUUGCCAGAAAUUGACCCUUCUUUAUUGACCCCGAUCCAUUCCCCAUCCCAGAUUUUCCCUGACAUCUGCAAAGGAAAUGCUCAAUCAUCUCAUGGCGAUCAUGAUGAGAGCUCCGAUGAUAAUGAAGCCACAGAUAAAAACAAAAAGCAUAACAAGUCUCUCUCCCGGAGAGACAGCUACAGUGACAGCAGUGGGAGCGGAGGGGAAGAGCUUUCUGCAAACACAACCGACAUAACAAGUGACAAAUGGAGCUCUGCUUUGUACCAAACUCCAAUCAAGCCAGCAGCUCAAGCACAUAGCCCUUACGAAAUGCCCUGCGACCAGGAUGAAGCCCUUCGCACAUUAUAUCAUUCUUCUCAUGAGCCACCUGGGAAACCAGAAACAGAGAACAGUAAUCCUCCUUCUCCCUUGCUGAUGGAUUUGCCACCAAUUGCAAACUGUAGAACCAUCACAUCUGGUUCAACAGAGGAGAAAUACAGUUGUUCUGUUUCUGAGCUCACAGCACCACAGAGAGGCCUGGCAUCGCUUUUCAACCAGCUUGAAAAACACGUUGAUGAAUAUGAACCAGAGGUGGAGCUCCAUGUGGUCCUGACUAAGUCCGAAAAGGGCAGCCUUGGUUUCACAGUGACAAAAGGCAGUGACAGUGUGGGCUGCUUCAUUCAUGAUGUCCUUCAAGACCCUGCCAAAAGUGAUGGGAGGUUACGACCUGGAGACCGCCUGAUCAAGGUUAAUGAUACAGAUGUCACUAACAUGAGCCACACAGAUGCUGUCAGUUUCCUCCGAGCUGCCCCAAAGAUGGUCAGGCUGGUACUUGGACGAGUUCUGGAGUUACCCAAAAUACCCAUGAUGCCACACCUGUUACCUGACAUUGACUUAACUUGCCAUAAAGAACAACAACUGGGCAUCUCCCUUGCAGGUGGUCAUGACAGCAUUUAUCAGGUGGUAUACAUUAGUGAUAUCAGUACCAAAUCUGCGGCAGACUUGGAGGGAUCUCUUCAUACCUUGGAUGUCAUCUAUUAUAUUAAUGGGUUCAGCACUCUGGGAAUGACUUUGAAGGAAGCAAAGAGAACACUGGAGAUGUCCCUUCCAACGGUGAUACUGAAAGCAACCAGAGAUGGCCAUCCAGUGUUUCCAAGAACUAAAGAUCCUAAUAACUCUAGCAUGAGAGCAAUCAAACAUAAUGGUCAUUUUCUUGGAGAAACAUAUGGCAAAUCAGAAAUAGGACAUGAUGCAUAUGUACCCAAGAUGAAUGGUGAAAUGAACAAUAGUCACCAGGCAAAAAGCCCAGAACAUGUCACAGUAUCUCAAGAGACAUCCUUAUGCAAUGCUACCAGUCAGAUCCCUGACUUUUCCAAGUACAAUAAUAACUCAGUUGAGCUACAAGAUGAAGAUUCCUAUGAUGAGGAUGAUCACAAUGAAGUCAUUCAGUAUCUUUUAGAUGUAGUAGAUGAAGAAGCCCAAAACUUGCUGAAUCGUAGCAAUGCCACAUCUGGGAACCACCUGCCAGAGACAAAUGGGAAAGUUUCAGAAGAGAAAUCAGAAGAUACUGAUUGUGAUGGGUCUUCAUUGCCUGAAGACUUCCCAGAGCCGCCCCAGCUGAAUGGCUGUGAAGAUCAUAGCAAUGACAGAAAGGCUUCUGAAAGGUUACCUCACCAGCAGCCUCUGAUGGGUCAGGGAGAUGAUGAUGAGAUUACGUGGGGAAGUGAUGAAUUGCCAAUUGAAUCAAUACACCAGGAAUCCUCUGUAGAAGUCACAAGUGAGGAGUUUCCUACUCUCCCCAUCGUUCAAGUGCUUCCUUCCGGCAAAUACACAGGGUCCAAAUUAAAGUCAACUAUCCGGAUGCUUCGAGGUUUAUUGGAACAAGGAGUCCCUUCUAAGGAGAUUGAGAAUCUUCAUGACUUAAAGCCUUUGGAUCAGUGUCUAGUAGGCCAAACAAAGGAAAACCGGAAGAAAAACAGAUAUAAGAACAUAUUACCCUAUGACACCACAAGGGUCCCUCUUGGAGCUGAAGGUGGCUACAUCAAUGCCAGCUUUAUCCAGAUGCCAGUGGGAAGCAAGGAGUAUGUUUACAUCGCAUGCCAAGGACCCCUUCCGACAACUGUAGCAGACUUUUGGCAGAUGACUUGGGAACAAAACUGCACCAUCAUAGCCAUGAUGACCCAGGAAGUAGAAGGAGAAAAGGUCAAAUGUCAGCGGUAUUGGCCUGAAGCCCUUGGCAAAACCACCAUGAUCAGCGAUAGACUACGACUCUCUCUUGUCAAGCUGCAGGAGCAGAAAGGCUUCGUCAUUAGAGACAUGGAGCUAGAGGACAUUCAGACAGGUGAACUCCGGCAUAUUUCCCAUUUAAACUUCACUGCCUGGCCAGAUCAUGACACGCCCUCCCAACCAGAUGAUUUGCUCACCUUUAUAUCCUACAUGAGGCACAUCCACAAAUCAGGGCCCAUCAUCACUCAUUGCAGUGCUGGGAUUGGACGAUCAGGGACACUUAUAUGCAUAGACGUAGUCUUGGGACUAAUCAGCCAAGAUCUCGAGUUUGACAUCUCCGACGUGGUGCGCACAAUGCGCCUGCAAAGGCCUGGCAUGGUGCAAACCGCGGACCAGUACAUUUUCUGCUAUCAAGUUAUUCUAUAUAUCCUAAAACGUCUGCAAGCAGAAGAACAGCAAAUGAUUAACUAGAAUUUUAAAACUGCCUGUGCAUUAAAGGGGGCAAUGAGAGAAGAGGUUCUUGAAUACAUUUGGCAUGUUUUCACACAAGAUGUCAACUGGUUUAACAUUAAUGCUGCCUCCUUGGGCAGCUGGUUCUAUAAAUGAAUGAUCAGUCAUACUGAGAAAAGAUGUUCAGCACAGUUGUCAAACUACAACUCCCACAUUUCUUUAUGGGAAGCCAUGGCAAUUAGACUGGUAUAACCCAACACUAAAUAUGUAGUGUAGUUUUUCCUUUGGUUCAUGUUGCCAAUAUAGUUCCAGUUCUAUAAAGGAUCAAAUACCACUAUAACCCCUUCUCCCUUUGAAACAAUGGGAUCCUUAUUCACCAUUUAUAUUUAAUAGUGCUGCAUUUUUGCAGCUGUUUCAGGCUCUGAUAAGCCAUUGGGAAUUUUUUUAAAAAGGCUUUUUAAUUAUUUUUAAAGAAGUAUUAAUGCCUUUUGCAGGUUCUUUCCUCACCUCCUUUAUAGUGUACUUUUAAUGCUGGGGGUUGGCUGGGAAAUAAGAACAGUAUUUUUUUUUCUGCUGAACUUUCUUACAGGUACGUUUUUAUUAGUCUGUUUUUAAAGUUUGUUUAUAGCAGAGCUGUCUUUUCACAAUAUUUUUAAUGCAAUAGAGCUUUUUAUAGAAAAUACUUGAAAUCAGUAUUUAAGCUUUACGGGACGUCUUAUUAGUGUAAGGAAAAAUAGCAAAUGUUUACUGUAUCGCAAGUUACUAUGUUUACUUUAUAUAGAGUCUUGUGUAUAUAUUUAUAUACUUUUACCAAAAAUGUUGAAUUAUCAGAUGUCUGAGCUUGUAACUGCUAAGGCAUCUCCACAAUGUAAAUAAAAGGACACUUUUAAAAUA
Molecule: messenger RNA, 8870 nt
Organism: Anolis carolinensis (green anole)
Lineage: Eukaryota; Metazoa; Chordata; Lepidosauria; Squamata; Anolidae
Gene: ptpn13
Product: protein tyrosine phosphatase non-receptor type 13
Exons: 47
Coding region: 546-7997 (2483 amino acids)
Biological process (GO): peptidyl-tyrosine dephosphorylation
Cellular component (GO): cytoskeleton; nucleus; cytoplasm
Molecular function (GO): protein tyrosine phosphatase activity; phosphatidylinositol 3-kinase regulatory subunit binding
Source: RefSeq, a predicted model, not a curated record